AUGUCUGCCACCACCAUCGCGCAUCACGGCUGGUUAAGAGGACUUUCUUCUCUUUGGACCUAUCCAAAAAAAUUUUCACAGUCUCAAUCUCACCUUCGUCUCUCUAACAAGUCUAAAAUUCCGAGCCUUCAUCACUUCAUUGCUCAAGUUACAAUCACCGCCUCCGAUAUGCAUUAUGGCGACGUCAUCGUCGUGUUUGCUAUUUUUUGUGGAAAGGAAGAACAAAAUAUCCAGUUUGACAUCAAGAGUCACGGGUCUAGGAUAGACACUGGUUCAAUCACUUUAGUUGUGAAUGCCUGUGCAAGCAGGGAUCUACAUGAGAAUGUCGUGGGGGUAUGUUUUGUGGCCCAAGAUAUUACCAACCAGAAGAUCAUCAUGGACAAGUUUACCCGAAUUGAAGGUGAUUACAGAGCUAUUGUACAGAACCCAAACCCAUUGAUUCCCCCAAUAUUUGGCACGGAUGAAUUUGGAUGGUGCUCUGAGUGGAACUCAGCCAUGACAAAGUUAACAGGUUGGCAACGGGAGGAGGUGAUGGAGAAAAUGCUUUUGGGGGAGGUUUUUGGGACUCAUACAGCAUGCUGCCGACUCAAGAAUCAAGAGGCUUUUGUGAAACUUGGGAUUGUACUAAACAAUGCUAUGACUGGUCAAGAAUCGGAAAAGAUGCCUUUUGGUUUCUAUGCACAGAGUGGGAAGUACAUAGAAUGCCUGCUCUGUGUGAGCAAGAAAUUAGAUAGCGAAGGCGCAAUCACUGGGGUCUUUUGCUUCUUACAACUUGCAAGUCAGGAGUUGCAACAAGCACUUCAUUUUCAACGGCUGUCAGAGCAGUCAGCAGUGCAGAGAUUGAAAGCAUUAACUUACAUACGGAGGCAGAUCAGGAAUCCUCUGUCUGGGAUUAUAUUUUCUCGGAAGCAGUUGGAAGCAACCAACUUGGGAGAGGAACAGAACCAGCUUCUGCAUACUAGUGCCCAGUGCCAGCGUCAGCUGAACAAAAUUCUUGAUGAUACAGAUCUUGAUUGCAUAAGUGACGGGUACUUGGAUUUGGAGAUGGUGGAGUUUACGCUGCAUGAUGUAUUGGUUGCAUCCAUUAGUCAAGUGAUGAUGAUAAGCAAUAGAAAGGGUAUUCAACUAAUUAAUGAUGUGGCGGAAAAUAUCAUGUUUGAAACCUUGUAUGGAGACAGCCUCAGGCUUCAACAAAUCCUAGCUGAUUUUUUGCUGAUAUCAGUGAAUUUUACUCCAAAUGGAAGCCGGCUCUGUGUUGCUGCUAGUUUGACCAAAGAUCGUCUAGGAGAAUUAGUUCAGCUUGCGCAUAUGGAAUUCAGGAUUACACACACAGGAGGUGGGGUACCGGAAGAGUUGUUGAGCCAGAUGUUUGGAAACAAUACAGAUGCUUCUGAGGAGGGCAUCAGCUUGUUUAUCAGCAGAAAACUAGUGAAGCUCAUGAAUGGAGAUGUUCAGUAUCUGAGGGAGGCAGGCAAAUCGACUUUCAUCAUAUCUGUUGAGCUUGCUACGGCUAGUAAGCCCCCAACGUAAUCAUGAUUCUCAAUCUGUUCCGCUGUCAAGGAGGACUGGGAGUUUAAUGCUUGUACCAUCAUAAACUAUGGUUGCAUGUUUUCUUUGGAACCUUUGUGUUGUAAAUAUUCAAAAUGUUCUGUGUUUCUUUGACUAUGUUCCGACAGCCGUUGGAUUGGCAUUGUUUGUUGCUUUCUGUUUUGAGCCAUAAAUAUGCAAAUUUCAAUGAAAU
Messenger RNA from Ilex paraguariensis (yerba mate), 1741 nucleotides. Lineage: Eukaryota; Viridiplantae; Streptophyta; Magnoliopsida; Aquifoliales; Aquifoliaceae. The record is from the annotation of a GenBank genome assembly.